Molecule: messenger RNA, 1386 nt
Organism: Closterium sp. Yama58-4
Lineage: Eukaryota; Viridiplantae; Streptophyta; Zygnematophyceae; Desmidiales; Closteriaceae
Source: the annotation of a GenBank genome assembly
AUGGGGGCUUGGAUUGCAGCGAGCACAGCAGAGAGCACCGAGGGAGCAGAGGGGACAGAGAAUACAGUUGGGACAGAGGUGACAAAGGGUGCAGUCGUUUCCGAGAGUGCAGAGCACACAGACGAUGCUGCUGCAGGGAACGGAUCAGCUAGUAGCACUGAGGGAGCAGUGGUAUGGGGCAGCAGUCGCGCGGGGAUGGGAGACAGCAGCAGGGAGAGAGCGUGUGGAUGGCCCACUCUGGCUGUGGAGUUCCCAAGGCCUGAUCUGGAGCCCCGCUCCUCCCUGCUCCGCCCCCCUCCCCCUCCCCCUGCCGCCCCCCUGCUGCUCCGCUCCCGAUACCAGGCAGCAGCAGCUGCUGCUGAAUCUGGUCAGUCUGCUGCCUCUGCUGAUGUUGCUGCCGGUAAGGGGCGUGCCUCGUCAGCGCCAGCGCCGAAUGACCUGGCGGGGGCGCAGAAACUGUCCACGUCAUCAGCGCUGAUUCCUGUAUACCUGUUAGCAGACAACGCCACAGCAGUCAUCUGGCUGCACACAUUCCUGCCAGCAUUGGACGGCUCAGAUGAAGCCCUCAUCGCCUUCCUGCUCACCGAGAUCUCCACAGCCGUUGAUCUCGCCAACCAGCACGGCACGCGCAUACUAAUGGACGUGAGUGGAAACGGCGGGGGCUACGCAGACAUAGCAUACCUCCUCCUGCGCCUCGUGGCCGGCAAGCAGAGAGCCCCCAAGGGCCGCGUGCAGAUGCCACAACAACUCCUCAUCUCCAAUGCAUUCAUGCUCUCGCUGCUCGACAAGCAGCUCACCUCCUUCUACCAGUGGGACAAGUACGUGAGGGUCGACGAGACCACGCCCGUGAAGAGCGCGCGCGAUUUCAAGCCGUUUCAGGAGGAAAAGUUUUCGCAGGACGGGCAGCCCGGAGUGUACUCGGAUUUGUUCAAGCUCGCCACGUUUCCCGGGCUCGAGAAGGUGCCGUUUCGCGGGCCGGUGUUUGGGACCUGGCCGCUCGUUAUAGUCACAAACGGCAACUGCUUCUCAGCCUGCGCUAUAUUCACGCAUAAUCUCAGGAAGCGGUUCGAUGUGAAGCAUGUGACCGUAGGGGGGGUUAUGGGUCAGCCCCUCGGGAUCAGCGCGUCAUGCAUGGGAGCCACGAUGCCCUCUCUAGAAACCGGAGUGACUAACUUCCUAACAGGGACAAAACUCGCCGACCACCCGCGCGCGCCGAAGCCGUUUCCCUAUAAUGUGGUUCAAGGGGUGGCGGUGGUGCAGGGGUAUGUGGAGGAUAAAGUGCCGUGCGAAUAUGUUUUUCUGCCCGGGGACCAGCAUGUUGAACUGACCAUGGAUAAGGUGGCAAACCCUGCUCUUGUGUGGACAGAGGCCUCCCAAUACUUUUAA